AUGCGUCUUCUCUCCGGUUUGGGUCUCCUGCUGCUCAGCGCCAACCAAGCCUCGGCCGCCGUCGUCCGCUACGACUGGAACAUCACGACGCUCAACACGACCAUCUUCGACGGCGUGCGGGGCGCUCUGGGCUACGGCAUCAACAACGAGCCGUGCGACCAGCACCCGAUCUCGGUGACCUUCGGCGACGAGGUCGAGGUCCACGUGACCAACAAGCUCACGGAGCAGACGUGCAUCCACUGGCACGGGCUGCGGCAGUUCGGCACGCAGGAGAUGGACGGCGUCUCGGGCAUCACGCAGUGCCAAAUCCAGCCCAACGUGACGGCCGUCUACCGGUUCAAACCCGACAAGUGCGGCACCUUCUGGUACCACGGCCACGAGGAAGUGCAGUACGCCUACGGACUGCGCGGGCCCCUGAUCGUCCACUGCCCCGCCAAGCUGCGGCAGAGCUGGGAGAAGGACGUGUACAAGGAGUACACGGUGCUGCUCGCCGACUGGUAUCACGACCUGCCCGUGGGCGCCCCCAUUUGGGACACCGUGCUGAUUAACAACGUCGGCCGCUAUAACUGCACCGUGGCCGAAGCCAACGGCCUGGAGUGCGGCCCUGGCCGUCCGCUGCCUCGGUUCCAGUUCGUGCCCGGCAAGAAGUACUUGCUGCGUCUGAUCAACACGUCGGCCAUGGCUGCGUUCAAGGUGUCCAUCGACGGGCACACGUUCCAGGUGGUCGCCAGCGAUACCGACUACCUCAAGCCGUCCACGCUCGUCAACUCGGUGACCAUCAACGUGGCUCAGCGCUACGACAUCCUGGUGACGGCCAAGUCCUCCGCGUCCCAAGGCCAGAGCCAAGUCGGCCAGAAGAAGACGGCGGCGCUCGGCUCCUUCUGGCUGCGCGUGGACUCGCAGUUCGGCGUCCCAUGGACGGCGCGCGAGGCCGACCAAGUGCCCGAGGGCUUUAACCCCAACGCCCUCGCCAUCAUCGACUAUCAGAGCGGAGCGACUGCGGACCCGACGACGUCCAGGUGGGCGACGGAGGUGUCGAUCCACGAGUUCGACUACACCCCGGUGGUGCCUGUGAAGCUCCCGACUAAGCCCGACCAGCGCAUCGUCGUGGAGUUCACGCUCGGCGUCCUCCCUCCCAACCCGGCGGCCUUCCGUGGCUACAUUUCACUCGACGGCGGCGACUUCAGCACGCUCGAGAUCCCUCCCAAGCCGCCUCUCUUCACGAUCGCUGCAGGCGCCAAGACUGAGGACCUCCCCACCACCGCCAACGCCAUCAAGCUCAAGCACAACGACCACGUCGAGGUCGUCGUGGUGAACGAGACGCCCGACCAGCAUCCGUUCCACCUGCACGCGCACUCGCCCUGGAUCGUCGGCAGCGGCCGCGCUUCGCGUGACGCGAUCAUCGCCGGCAACUUGACGGCUUUGAGACUCGACGACCCCAUGCAGCACGACGUCUUCACGGUGCCCGAGUGCUCGACCGACGCGGACGGCGCGUGCACGGACCUGGGCUACGUCGUGUUCCGCAUGAAGGCCGACAACCCGGGCGUCUGGAUCAUGCACUGCCACAUUGACUGGCACUUCGUGCUGGGCCUGGGCAUGCUGUUCGUCGAGGCCGAGGAGGUGCUCCACGACGAAGGUCUUGCCGCCUUCUCGCCCAACAUGCUGCUCAGCGUGUGCAGUGGCAACUUCACCCUGUAA
Molecule: messenger RNA, 1698 nt
Organism: Phytophthora sojae
Lineage: Eukaryota; Oomycota; Peronosporomycetes; Peronosporales; Peronosporaceae
Exons: 1
Coding region: 1-1698 (565 amino acids)
Molecular function (GO): oxidoreductase activity; copper ion binding
Source: RefSeq, a predicted model, not a curated record